Messenger RNA from Aedes albopictus (Asian tiger mosquito), 2361 nucleotides. RefSeq lists its product as uncharacterized. The transcript has 2 exons. The record is from RefSeq and is a predicted model, not a curated record. NCBI's taxonomy places the organism in Eukaryota, Metazoa, Arthropoda, Insecta, Diptera, Culicidae. The coding region runs from base 228 to 2096 and encodes 622 amino acids.
GUUUCGGACUGUACCGAAGUAGACGACUGCUGUGCCUGGUCGUUGAAGCUUGAACGUGUGAAGCAGUUACGAGCUAGAAGUGCAUGCUGCCAGUGAAGUUGUGGAGACGAGCGACGAGUGUUAGCUGGUGAGAUAUACAAGCCUGUGUACACGGUGAGAUUGAUCUGCUGCAAUAGUGAGUAACGUGUUUUUUUGUUUUUGAUUCGAUAGCUACCGCAAUCAUCGUAAUGUCUACGCCUGGUAUGAUUGGGUCUAUUGACCAGUACCAACGGCAUAAAUCGUUUGCAAAUUAUGUGGAGCGUUUUGAGAUAUUAUGUAAGCUUAAUAAAGUGUCAGCUGAGACUAAACAGUCAUGGUUUAUUUCCGUAAGUGGAGAUGAAGUUUUUGACGAGGUCAAGUUGAUUUUCCCAAAAAAGGAAGUUAGUGAAAUACCUUACGAUGAGAUGAUAAAAAAACUAAAGGCUCGUCUGGAUAAAGUUGAGCCGGCUUUAAUGAAUCGUUACGAAUUUUACAACCGUUUGCAGAGAUCGAAUGAGUCAGCUGAGAAUUUCGUAUUAGCGGUUAAAUUACUUGCCGAAAAUUGUAACUUCAGGGAAUUCAAAGACGAAGCUAUUCGUGACCGUUUGAUAAUUGGCCUACGAGAUAAAGAGUUAAGGAAGAAAUUGCUUAUGGACGAUGAGGUAAAUUUGGAAACGGUAGAAAAAACUAUUAUCAGUAGUGAGAAAGCAGAAAACAGAGCAGAGCAUAUGGACGACUACGGUGAAUCUAGCAAAGUGCUUUCGGUUAAACAGCGGCUAGGCAGAAAGUUCAGCGACAGUGACCGUGAAAGAGACAGGGACAGAGUUCGCAAUCGCAGUUGGAGUCGUGAUCGCAGUAGGAGCAAUGAGCGUGGUAGGAAUGACCGGUAUAGAAAUCGUACUCGCGAGUGGACUGGGGACUACCAGCAAGAUAAUCGUGAAAAUCGGUUUAAGAAUUUCCAUACUAGUGCGGUUUGUAACUAUUGUAAGCGCAAGGGUCAUAUCCGCAAAAAUUGUUAUUUUUUGCAAAACAAUAAUCGUGGAAAAACAGUUAAUUUCGUCGAAAAAGAGGAAAUCGCGGAAACUUCGGUCAGUGAUAAGUUUGACAGGAUACGCGUUAAUGAUACCACUGAAGAAGAUUCGGAUAUUAGCUGCAUGAUGAUUCGGCGCAUAAACAAGGUUACAGAAGCAUGUUUGGUCGAUGUGUUGGUUGAGGGCAUAAAGCUGGCUAUGGAAGUGGAUACGGGCUCAGCGGUAGCAGUUAUUAGUGAAAUGUUAUACAGACAAAGCUUCUCAUCUAUCCCGAUUUCCAAAUGCGAUAAAACACUUGUUGUCGUGAAUGGAUCCAAAAUUGCCGUGGUUGGAGAGAUUUCAGUUGGAGUAAUUUUGAAUGGUAUUAGCGCUGAGAGAAGAUUGAUUGUUCUUAAUACGUCUAGAGAUUUCACACCGCUUCUUGGCAGAGAUUGGAUGAAGGUGUUCUAUCCAAAUUGGAAGGACCAUUUCAUGCAACCUCGCUCAGUAAACAGUUUAGAUGACACCAAAGACACCGAACAGGUUUUAAGUACGAUUAAACAAAGAUACUCCAAAGUGUUCAAUAAAGACUUUACUGAGCCAAUUGCAGGUUUUGAAGCGGAGCUUACCUUGAAAUCAGAACAGCCAAUCUUCAAAAAGGCGUACCAGGUGCCAUUUAAAAUUAAGGAUAAAUUUUUGGAACAUCUAAACAUGCUGGAGAACCAGGGAGUAAUUACACCCAUUCAAGCUAGCGAGUGGGCUUCUCCAGUCAUAGCUGUGAUGAAGAAGGAUGGAGAUGUUAGAAUGAUUCUGAUCGGUAAGCAUAAGACGAAUGCACAUAGACGACAACUGAAGGCUGUUCACGAAUCCAAGCGAAACCGAACAGUGGUCCACUUCCCAGUCACUGCCAACGCGAUGAAUAAACGUAGAAGGGACUCAAUCGAGGAUGAUGACGAUUUCUAUGGAUUUCCGGAGGAACCGACAUCUGAUCGCAUACACGAAAGGAAGAAGGCCAAGCUCGUCCGAAGUCCCAUCAACACCCGUUCGAGAGCAGCCCGACAUAGCUAGGCAUCAACUUGCUGGAGCUAAAUUACCAUCGUCAACGAGUUUUGAUAUCGAAUGUUUGAAGUGCUUUGAAUUAUUGAAAUGUUCAUUCUGAAAUUUAUUUGAUUAUUGUCUUUUCUUAAGAAGGGAGAACUAUAGUGUCUACCCUAAUCUGAACUAUAUAUCGAUAUGUUAUCCAGUAACGCAUCUGAAAAGAGACUGAGAGUCCAUCAAUAAAGAGCUAGCUCAGUCUAGCAUGAGCCGUUGCAUGAGACGGAGUCGGAACGUA